GUGGCUCUUCGUGAUUGUCUAUUGAAAAUGUUUUUGGUCAUUGCUUUUCAUUGGAACAGAACCACGGAGGACAAAACGCAAGAUUUGGCGAGGCAUGAUGGCGUAAUCAAAAAGCGACACCAUUCAAAACAGAGAACGUCCUCCAGAAGGUCUUUAAAACAGUGGAAGCGGGGUUCGAUGCGGAACUAUUGUAUUUUUAUUAUUAUUAUUAUCACUAUAUUAUUUUUGCAUUUUGCGCUUUAGCAGAGCAAAUGUCGAUAAAGGAGUCGUCGGUGGGUGUUUAAGCCUUUACUUCCGGACUACAAAUCCGACUACACGCGGAUCCAUCUCGGAGCAUGUCGAUCGGUAUUUUCUAACUCUCACACCAGCGCGACGUUUAUCAGUUAACAGGUUUUCAACGCCGUUUUCGCAAAAGUACCCCCCGCUCCCAUAUAAUUUACACAUGCGACACUUUUAAUAUGCACAACAAAAGAGGUCAUGUACAACCAGACACGUUACCUUAUCUUUUUCCAAUACAUUGGAACUAAAUACAGUGGCGCAGUCAGAGUACCUCCACAUCAACUGGAGAAAAAGGGUGUCCAAGAUCACUUAGAGGAUGCAUUAAGAAGACUGAGGCCACUCAACCCAGUGUCUCUGUCCAUUUCCAGCAGGACAGACAGAGGCGUCCACGCUCUCUCCAACUCAGCCCACUUUGAUUUUCAGCGCAAGAACGACAAGCCACCGUUUACUGAGGAGAUUUUAGUUGAGGCGCUCAAUUUCCACCUCAAGGCUGAGCAAAUUAGCGUUACCCGCGCCUAUCGCGUGCCCGAUGAUUUCCACGCCCGUUUCCGAGCACUCUCCCGGACGUACGUCUACCGCAUCGCCCUGGGUGUCUCUCAGCCUGCUCAGCUUCCCCUUGGAGAGCGCGACAUGUGCUGGAAUCUCCGCCACACGGAGCUCGAUGUGGAAGCCAUGAGGGAGGCGGCAGCCAUGUUGGUCGGAACUCACGACUUCAGCAGCUUCAGGGCAGUUAACUCCGACAUGCCUUUUAGAAACCCCGUGAAGACGCUGGAUGUCGCCAGCAUACAGCCAGGAAGAGCGUUUGUAUGUGAGCACUUCCACAGAGAAAUUCCAUUCUGGGAGUUGAUUUUUCAAAGCAAAUCUUUUCUUUACAAGCAGGUGCGAAGAAUGACGGGAGCGCUUGUGGCCGUGGGCCAGGGAAGGAUCUCACUUACCAAGCUGAAAGACAUCCUGGAGUCUCGAGACUCUCUGGCUUAUCCACACAAUGUCGUUGCUCCGGCCCGUGGCCUCUUCCUCACCAGGGUGGACUACAGAGAGUCAGAUCUGCUGCCGUCACCGUCAACCUCAACUGGAGACUCCAGUGAUGCACAAACUCAAAUGUGAAUGUCCGUGUAAUAAAAAUGUUUUUAUUUAA
This is a messenger RNA of Hippocampus zosterae (dwarf seahorse), 1414 nucleotides long. RefSeq names its product pseudouridine synthase like 1 (gene pusl1). The coding region runs from base 478 to 1383 and encodes 301 amino acids. NCBI's taxonomy places the organism in Eukaryota, Metazoa, Chordata, Actinopteri, Syngnathiformes, Syngnathidae. Gene Ontology annotation, biological process: tRNA pseudouridine synthesis. The record is from RefSeq and is a predicted model, not a curated record. Gene Ontology annotation, molecular function: pseudouridine synthase activity; RNA binding. The transcript is spliced from 8 exons.